Molecule: messenger RNA, 3938 nt
Organism: Chelonoidis abingdonii (Abingdon island giant tortoise)
Lineage: Eukaryota; Metazoa; Chordata; Testudines; Testudinidae
Gene: TYRO3
Product: TYRO3 protein tyrosine kinase
Biological process (GO): nervous system development; multicellular organism development; phagocytosis
Cellular component (GO): plasma membrane; signaling receptor complex
Molecular function (GO): ATP binding; protein binding; transmembrane receptor protein tyrosine kinase activity
Source: RefSeq, a predicted model, not a curated record
GCGCGGGGCGAGCCCAGGAGAAGCGGCGUGAGAAGUUUGCACUGCAGCCUCCCCUGGGAGCUUCUUGGGAAAGGCGCCGCUUUGGGGAGGGGGAUUCCUUCCUCCUCUCGGAGCACGAAGCAGCCGCCAGCGUGGAGCUGGGGGGGAUGCUGCUGACGAUGAAGAUGCGGGAGAGAUGGAGAUGAAGCAGAGCAUGGGGAUCCCGGGGCUCCUGUUGCUGCUGCCGGGACUAUGGGCUCUGGCGCUCCGGGACGCCGCUGCUGAAGCAGGUAUGAAAUUGACAGGAUCUCCAAUCAAAUUAAAGGUGUCCCAGGGUCAGUCGGUGAAACUAAAUUGCAGCCUCGAGGCAAUGGAGGACCCAGAGAUGUUGUGGAUCAAGGAUGGAGCGGUGGUGCAGAGUGUAGACCAGGUGUACAUUCCAGUAGAUGAAGAACACUGGAUCAGUUUCCUCAGUUUGAAAUCUGUUGAGCGGACGGAUUCUGGGAAGUACUGGUGCCAGAUUGAGAACAAGGGGAAGAAGGAAGAAUCACAACAAGUGUGGCUCAUAGUGGAAGGUGUACCCUACUUUACUGUGGAGCCGGAAGAUUUGUCUGUGUCCCCUAACUCCCCAUUCUAUAUGGCCUGUGCUGCCGUUGGCCCUCCUGAGCCAGUGACAAUUGUCUGGUGGAUGGGAGACUCCAGAGUGGGGCUUCCGGACAUCUCCCCUUCCAUCCUAAAUGUGUCAGGUAUUAACCAGAGCACGGUUUUCUCCUGUGAAGCCCACAACGUAAAGGGAUUGUCUUCUUCUCGGGCAGCCACUGUUUGGAUUAAAGCCAUGCCUCUCCCCCCUUUCAACGUGACCAUAACCCGAGUCACCAGCAGCAAUGCCAGCAUGACGUGGGUCCCGGGAUUUGAUGGCCGCUCCCCCCUUCAUUCUUGCACAGUUCAGGUUGCUGAGUCACUCGAAGAUCACGAAGGCUCUACAGAAGUUGUCCCUGUCCCUCCUUUUACCUGUGGUUUACCAGGAUUAAAGCACUCCACCAAUUAUAGUGUGCGGCUUCAGUGCACUAAUGAGAUGGGCACCUCCCCUUUCACAGACUGGGUUUAUUUUCAGACCCUAGAGAUAGCUCCAGGCAGCACUCCACAAAACAUCCAUGUCAUCCAGAGAGACACUAGCUUGGUUCUGGAGUGGGAAGGAGUGGCUCUGGACAUGCUGAAAGAAAAUCUACUGGGAUACAGGCUGGAGUGGAGUCAGGAUAACGUCACGCAGGGGGAAAUGACAGUGCAAGAGACAAAAGCCAAUCUUACGACAUGGAAUCCCCAGAAGGACCUUAUAAUCCGAGUGUGCGUAUUGAACGCUGCUGGCUGUGGACCCUGGAGUGACGCCUUAGUGGUUGCUGCCCAGGAGGUUGUAGAUGGCCAGAGACAACUGCCCUAUGGGACAUCCUGGGUCCCUGUGGCUUUGGGCAUUCUCACUGCCCUGGUUACAGCUGUUGCCCUGGCACUCAUUCUCCUUCGAAAAAGAAGAAAAGAAACUCGGUUUGGACAUGUCUUUGGCACUGUGGUCGGCAGGGGAGAGCCAGUUGUCCAUUUCAGAGCAGCCAGGUCUUUCAACAGGGAAGGCCCAGAGCAGAUUGAGGCAACAUUGGACAGUUUAGGGAUCAGUGAUGAGCUGAAGACCAAACUCAAGGAUGUUCUAAUCCAGGAACAGCAGUUCACUCUGGGAAGGAUGCUAGGCAAGGGCGAGUUUGGGUCGGUUAGAGAGGCGCUACUGAAGCUGGAGGAUGGCUCUUUCCAGAAGGUUGCAGUAAAGAUGUUGAAAGCGGAUAUCUUCACCUCAAGUGACAUUGAAGAAUUCCUGCGAGAGGCUGCCUGCAUGAAGGAGUUUGACCACCCGCACGUUACUAAACUGAUUGGAGUCAGCCUGCGGAGUCGUCCUAAAGGUCGGCUCCCAAUUCCCAUGGUCAUCCUGCCCUUUAUGAAGCACGGAGACCUCCAUGCUUUUCUGCUGAUGUCCCGGAUUGGAGAAAACCCCUUUAAUUUGCCUCUUCAGACACUACUCAAGUUCAUGAUUGAUAUUGCCAGUGGGAUGGAAUACCUGAGCUCGAAAAACUUCAUACACAGGGACCUUGCUACUCGGAACUGCAUGUUGGAUGAGAAUAUGAACGUGUGCGUUGCAGACUUUGGGCUUUCUAAGAAAAUCUACAGUGGAGACUAUUACCGUCAGGGCUGUGCCUCCAAGCUGCCAGUGAAGUGGCUUGCUCUAGAAAGCCUUGCAGACAAUCUUUACACAACACACAGUGAUGUGUGGGCAUUUGGUGUGACGAUGUGGGAGAUUGUGACACGAGGACAAACCCCUUACGCCGGCAUCGAAAAUGCAGAAAUCUACAACUACCUCAUCAGUGGCAACAGGUUGAAGCAGCCCCCAGAGUGCCUGGAAGACAUCUAUGAUCUCAUGUGCAGAUGCUGGCAUUCUGAGCCCAAGCUACGCCCUAGCUUUGGAAUGCUGAAAUUACAGCUGCAAAUGAUUCAGGGGAGAAUGUCCAUGAUCUCGUCCAGUCAGGAUCCUUUAUAUGUCAACAUUGGGGAGGCCAAAGAGACUUCUGGGAGCAAUCCUGCCUUGUACACGUCAUUUAGAAAUUUGGACAGCGGAGAGAACAUUGUUGAAGCAGCUGCUGCUGUUACUAGUGACUAUCGCUACAUCAUGAGCCCCUUGUGCCUUGGAAAUGACGUUGGAAGUGAAAGGCAUCCCAAUGCAGCUGAAGGGGAGGCCAGGAGCCUUCUGCAGGAGCUGGAGUCAGAAAGAGAGAGAAGUUGUUAGCCUGUAAGGCAAAGACACUCCAGUUCUCUACAAUGGGGUGUGUGCAGCUGGAUUGCCAUGUUGCACUGCUUUCUAAAGCCAGUUGGAAGAUGUUUUUAAACUGCAUGGGUAGCUAGAAUUAGGGCUACUUCUGUAGCUUGCACCAUCUGUGUGGACUGCUGUUGCGGACAGCUCAGAAAGAUCACAAAUCAUAAUAACCCCUUGGACUUUUGGGGGGUAGGAUUAAAGGUCUAUUGCGUCCAAUGGGAGUGGGUUCAAAGCUACAGCAACCAAUGAGUGUUUGUUUGCUCGGCUAAUUCUCAUUGGCUGCCACCACAGAGUGGAAUGCACAUACUAGUCCAUCAGUGCUCGCUAUUUUGUGGAUGCUUUUUCAAUUCUGGCUGUGUGAGCUUUGGACCAGUAGAUAUGGAAACACUGGCAAAUAUUUAGGCUGUGGUUCAGGACAUAGGGGAAGAAAAGCCCCCUUGUGUUCACUCAGCAGUACUGCCUAGACCUGUUGCCUACCUCAGUGGUUCUCAAUCUGUGAUCUACGGAGCUGCUUACGUACAGUGAUAAAACAGUCAGUGUUUUUCAAGCAAUGACACUUGUUGCUAGAAGUAGCCUCGCCCAAGGCUUUCUUAGAAUUUCCAGAUGCUUUUGUUGAACAACUAAACUAAAACCAACGAAAAUCCAGCACCUUUCUCCACCUUGUGCACUUUGUAUCUUUCGUUGUCUUCUGUUUGGUAUUAAUGCAGCCCUGAUCAAAUGUGCAGCUGUUGUAAAAUGAGUUGGCAGGGGCAACCCUGCAAAAGGAUAGAACCAUACUUCACAGGGAAGUAAAUCGAGCUCUGCAGUGGGGGCUGGCAGCAGUGUGGGGAAUCCCUCCUCAAUAACAUAAAGUGGAGAGGAAAGAAACAGCAUAGAUACAAAAUGAAGGCCGGUAACCAUGCAUUGACUUCAUCAGAAGCAGGAUCCAGCAUUUGCUUUAUUUUAAUCUUCCCCCUUAACUGUCCCUUUCUUAUCUUUUUCAUGUAACCAAGCACUGUAGGUGCCACUGAAAAGGUGUGGAAUCGUUGGGAGCAAAGAGAUCAACAAGCAGGGGUGCUGGAACAAUUUGUAUAGUGGGGGUCUUGAGAGCAACUGAACCAAACUGUAAACC